GAUGAUGGCGGUGAGAAAUGGCAAUAUAUUUUUUGGCUCGAAGUAAAGAGAGAGUUGGUCUCCAUGAGGGACAAAUUCUCUCCCAUAUAAAUCAUCAUAGCUUCAACGUACUUUUACCAACACCAUACACCCUAGACCACAAGAUAUAAACGAUAAGCCAAACCCUACACCAUACACUUCUCCUCACCAUAUCGAAAAGAAAUCCAAAAGUCCAACCUCGCCCAGAAACCUACAAAACCACCCCUCCUCACCAAAAAUGACAACCCUCAGACCCUUCUCCGCCCUCGACGUCCUAAAAUUCAACCCCACAAACCUCGACCCCCUAACCGAAACCUACGACCUCUCAUUCUACUUCUCCUACCUAGCCCAAUGGCCGCACCUCUUCACCGUAGCCCUCUCCCCCUCCUCCACCAUAACCGGCUACAUAAUGGGCAAAACCGAGUCUUCCCCCCAGCCCAUGCUACUCUCCAAAUCUCCCCACUACCUACCAUGGCACGCACAUAUUACCGCUCUUACUGUUUCUCCAUCUGCGCGUCGCUUAGGACUUGCGCGGACAUUAAGCCAAGUGUUGGAAAAGGGUGGAGAGGAAUAUGAUGCUUGGUUUGUGGAUUUAUUUGUUAGGAAGAGUAAUUUGAUUGCGCAGGAACUUUAUAAAGGGCUUGGGUAUAGUGUGUUUAGGACGGUGAAGGGGUAUUAUAAUGAGUUUGUGGGGGGAGAAGAGGUAGAUGAGGGGGAGGGGGAGGAUGCGUUUGAUAUGCGGAAACCGUUGAGGAGGGAUAAACAUUUGAAACAUGUUAGGGAGAAUGGGGAAAGUUUUGAGGUUAUGCCGGAGGAUGUUUGGUGAGAUGGUGAGGUGCUUGAGAUUUGGUUUGGGAAUUGGUUUACGGGGUCUGGAAUGAGUGGAAUUGGAAGGAAAGCGGUUGAGAUUUAUUUCUCCUGCAAGUAAUCCGGCCGGGAGCCUAAUUGGGAGGGCAGGAUGUCGAUAUUCUGAUAUCCUAUGGAAUAUGAGGUAGAGAGCAUCGGGGGCCAUAAUACAUGGAUGAUUAUGUACUUAUAUCUUGGGAUAGUCCAUUCAUAAAG
This is a messenger RNA of Sclerotinia trifoliorum, 1080 nucleotides long. NCBI's taxonomy places the organism in Eukaryota, Fungi, Ascomycota, Leotiomycetes, Helotiales, Sclerotiniaceae. The record is from the annotation of a GenBank genome assembly.